AUGGUGCGCAGCUUCGUAUUGCGCAAACGGGAAAAGCAGUUCCAUGCCCAACAACUAGAAAAGUGGAGCGAACCAAAACUCCGCGAGCUACUCAAGAAACUUACCGACGCGAAACCGGAAAAGUUGCAACACUCUAUCGGCACAAUCUCGACUCUGCGAGGCACGUAUAGGCGAUGGUGCUGCAUGGACAUUAGUCACGACAAGGACGUGGAUUAUGCGCCGCUGACUCAAGAUUACAUCAAGUGGCUAAGGGACCUGCUGCAGUGGGGUGAGGAGAUUCUCAGGGAUAGCAACAAAUCCCCCUUGACUAUUCCACACACUUUCCUAGUUCUUAGAAACGUCAUGUCACGUCCUCGUGGGAGCAAUAGCAACUAG
Trematosphaeria pertusa is the source of this 375-nucleotide messenger RNA. RefSeq lists its product as uncharacterized. Bases 1 to 375 code for a protein of 124 amino acids. The transcript has 2 exons. Lineage: Eukaryota; Fungi; Ascomycota; Dothideomycetes; Pleosporales; Trematosphaeriaceae. The record is from RefSeq and is a predicted model, not a curated record.